This is a messenger RNA of Teleopsis dalmanni, 1455 nucleotides long. RefSeq lists its product as uncharacterized. The coding region runs from base 92 to 1345 and encodes 417 amino acids. The transcript has 4 exons. Lineage: Eukaryota; Metazoa; Arthropoda; Insecta; Diptera; Diopsidae. The record is from RefSeq and is a predicted model, not a curated record.
UGCGAAUUUAUUUCUAAUAAAUGAAAUACUAAUAAUCAAUAGACAUUUUGAUUUUAGACUAGACUUAUUUUGGAUAUUAAUUGUUAAAUUUAUGAAAAUGUUGUGUAGAUAUUGUGCGCAAAAUCCUUCUCCGGUUGGAGGCCACAUGUCUAUGAAAGGUUAUCUCGUUUCAACACAAAACUUAUGUGAAGGUUGUGGGCAAUUAAUUCCAUGUUUUAUGCCUGUUGAUAAACAAAACUCUAUGGCGGACAAUAAACAUGAGGCGCAAAAAGAUGCUGAGUCGAUAGAGUGCUCCGAGUCAACAUCAGGUUCUAGUAUAAGUACUCCAGAAUUAAUGCAAGCCUUACAAAUGAAUAAAGAUCUUCAGCCAUUUAAAACUAAUCAGCAAUUGACUGUUGAUGACGCUCGGACACAGUUUAUAGACACUGCCCAACAACGAGAGCACCCACCAGAAACAACAAGAAAAAUAUCUCAUAUUCAUGGAUUCAAUUCAAAAUUAUUUGCCGAUAUUGAUACUACCGGAUUUCCUCGUACCAUAUUCACUUCAGCCACACAAGAGAAUGAACCAAAGGAUCUCAACAGCCCAUCAAAACAAUUGGAAUUGAAUUUAAAUCAAGCAACUUUGUGUAAUCCUCAUGCCACACUUAUAAAACCAGGACUAGUUAAGAAACUUCGUGAUAAAAUAGAAUAUGGAAUUAUUCACGACGGACCGAGAAAAUAUAGUGAAGUCAACACCUUAAAUUUAGACGAAAAUCGCGCAAUUUGCUUAACGAAGUCAAUCCAAACACAGGUUUAUGAAAAUGAGGAAGCUGUUUCUCUUACUUUAAAUGGUUUGGGUAGAAACGCAUUUACUAGAUCCCAAAGACCCACUACUUUAUUGCAUGGUGACCAGAAUGUCCAUAAAGUAAUGAGAAGUACAAAUACUACAACAAACGUUCAUAUGAAUAAGAAUGCCAAGAAUAUUAAUGCAGUGAAGUGUGAGAAAAAAAUGCCGGCGUCAUUGUAUGAGGAGUUGAGCGCCGCUGUUAAAUUACAUGGGAGCAGACAGAUUGACAAAAACCGACAAACCGAAAACGUCUUUGUGUCAUCUAACUUAGCGUCAAACUCAAAAAACGCGCAGAAGGAUUUGUCAGUAGGCAAGAACUCAACAAUUGACAAUAUUACAUCUAUUAUUCCAGAUGUGAAGGAUUCGCCAGCCGGUAGCACAGCACUAUUAAAACUGAAAGACCAGAAAGUACCUACUGCUGACCGCUUUUCAAAGAACUCGUGUUAUGAAAAAGGACAAAACACAAAUCUAUCGGCACUUCAAAAGGUGUCGGAAUAUAAUCAAGCGAACCCCAACUGAAGAGUUUUAUACGAUGUGAAUUGUCUAUAUCGCACAUAUUCUUAAUGCUUUUAUGAUAUAUUAAGUACCGUAACUAGUUAUAAAAAUGCAUAGUUUGAUUUGAUUAAUAA